Panthera uncia (snow leopard) is the source of this 4475-nucleotide messenger RNA. It is a transcript of the gene EPS8L2, whose product is annotated as EPS8 like 2. Lineage: Eukaryota; Metazoa; Chordata; Mammalia; Carnivora; Felidae. The transcript has 20 exons. Gene Ontology annotation, cellular component: ruffle membrane; plasma membrane; vesicle. Bases 1348 to 3612 code for a protein of 754 amino acids. Gene Ontology annotation, biological process: positive regulation of ruffle assembly; regulation of Rho protein signal transduction; Rho protein signal transduction. The record is from RefSeq and is a predicted model, not a curated record. Gene Ontology annotation, molecular function: actin binding.
CUCUGGCCUGAGUCCUUGGGCCGGGCCGGGGCGCCAGGGGCAACGGGGUGCGAGAGCGCUGAGCCGAACCCGCGGCCAAGGCGCCCGGUGCCUUUGCGGCCUGGUCUGCCCCGCCUGGUCCUGGGGCGGCGGCGGUGACCUGAGUCAGCCGGCCCCCUCCCAGCCCCGGGCUUGGCGGGAGGGGGGGGGGACCCCUUCCUCCGGUGAAGGGGCCCCAAACCGCCCCCCCUUCCAUGGGACAGGCUGGGCCUCCUUGGCGGCCAGACACCAGACAGAGGUGAGCCAGUGGCUCUCUGUUUGUCAGGUCAGGAGGCACUUCCUGGGUGUCUGAGCGAGAAGGAAACAUCAGGCUAGGGUCAGGCUCUGGGUCAAGGGGUGUGGGAGUUUCAGGGAGGAGGAGGCUGGGUGCUGUGUUGCAGGGGCCUGCCGGUGCCCCGCCUGAGGCUACCCUGGGUCCCUCCUCCCUGGGCCAGGCUGGCCUGGGGUGGUCCCUGUGCAUGAAGGUGUCCCUGGUGGCAGGGGAGGAGGGUAGGCAGGCUUGAGGUGCUUCUCAGGCGCACCCACAAACCACCUCUGCCCCCACUCCAGGUGGAGGUGGCCCCAGCAGCGCUGGGAGCGGGGGCCCAGCUGGUGACGUCUCUCCUUCCCUACCUCUGCACUCUCCCCCCACCCCCCAGGGCCCUGCCCAGGCCUCUCCUGAUGCCUGCCUAGAACAGGGCCUCAGUGGCUCGUCACUCCUCUGGCCCUGUCUGUUGGGUCCUCUGUGCCUGUCUCCCCAGUGAGCCUUAAGCCCACUCCUCCCCCACUCAGGCUUCCCAGGCCUGUCCCUGCUUACCAACCUGGUUGGGCCCUCCCCAGCCUGUAGCUCCCAGACCCCAGCACAGCCAGCGCCUGGGGGGGGGGGUCCCCCCAUUCCAGGACUCCGCCCAGCUUCCUCUGGGCUUUAAGCCGACUCCUCCCCAAGGUCACUCGGCCUGCCUGCACGAGCUGGAAUUUGAACUUGGGUCUGGUGCCUCCACCCUCCCUGCCCUGCUGGGGCCUCCUCCACGGCCCAGCCAGGCACCCUGCUUGGCCUUCCCUUUGCACCCGGAAAAUGGCCGCAGUAAAACCAAAGUGCAGCCUGGGCCCCAGGUGUUGUCCGGUUCCCUUGGGGUUGCCCAGCUCCCCUGCCCCGGUCAGCUGACCGGAAUGGGCCCGUAGGCGGCCCCUCCCCCAGCUGCUCCCCAACCCAGAUGCCAGCUCCUGGACUCAGCUCUUUGGCUGGCCCUGCCGAGGCCCCCCGCCACCCUGCUCCAGGGAGGUGAAGGCCACAGUGUUCUCAGCCUAGGCUCCCCAAGGAGAAGGGCCAUGUGUCAACCUGUGCUUGUCUGUGUGUGCCCAGAGGCCUGGAUUUUGCCCAGGCCUUGGACCCAGGCCACACAGGCCUCCAUCACCCCCCCAUCGCCAGCCACGACCGAGGACGCCAUGAGCCAGCUGGGGUCCGUGAGCUGCUGCCCCGGUGCUGCCAACGGCAGCCUGGGCCGGUCGGACGGUGUGGCCAAGAUGAGUGCCAAGGACCUGUUUGAACAGAGGAAGAAGUACUCCAACUCCAACAUCAUCAUGCAUGAGACCUCCCAGUACCAUGUCCAGCACCUGGCCACGUUCAUCAUGGACAAGAGUGAGGCCAUCGCGUCUGUGGAGGACGCCAUCCGGAAACUGGUGCAGCUGAGCUCCAAGGAGAAGGUCUGGACACAGGAGAUGCUGCUGCAGGUCAACGACCAGUCACUGCGGCUGCUGGACGUGGAGUCCCAGGAAGAGCUGGAGAACUUCCCGCUGCCCACCGUGCGGCACAGCCAGACGGUGCUGGACCAGCUGCGCUACCCGUCCGUGCUGCUGCUCGUGUGCCAGGACUCGGAGCAGAGCAAGCCCGACAUCCACUUCUUCUACUGCGACGAGGUGGAGGCGGAGCUCGUGCACGAGGACAUCGAGAGCGCGCUGGCCGACUGCCGUCUGGGGAAGAAGAUGCGGCCGCAGACCCUGAAGGGCCACCGGGAGAAGAUCCGGCAGCGGCAGUCGGUCCUGCCCGCCCCCAAGGGCCCAGCCCCCAUCCCCUUCCAGCGCCACGGCGGUGACUCUCCGUCCAGCAAGAACCGAGUGGGCCCGCCCGUGCCCCUCAGCGAGCCGAGCUUCCGCCGUCGGGAGUCGCAGGACGAGGAGCCGCGGGCUGUGCUGGCCCAGAAGAUAGAGAAGGAAACGCAAAUCCUCAACUGCGCCCUGGACGACAUCGAGUGGUUCGUGGCUCGGCUGCAGAAGGCGGCCGAGGCUUUCAAACAGCUGAACCAGCGCAAGAGGGGGAAGAAGAAGGGGAAGAAGGGGCCAGCAGAGGGCGUCCUUACGCUCCGGGCACGGCCCCCCUCGGAGGCCGAGUUUGUUGACUGUUUCCAGAAAAUCAAGCUGGCUAUCAACCUGCUUGCCAAGCUGCAGAAGCACAUCCAGAACCCCAGCGCUGCGGAACUGGUGCACUUCCUCUUUGGACCGCUAGACCUGAUCGUCAGCACCUGUGGGGGCCCAGACAUCGCAUGCUCCGUCACCAGCCCCGUGCUCUCCCGCGACGCCGUGGGCUUCCUGCGAGGCCACCUGGUUCCCAAGGAGAUGACGCUGUGGGAGUCACUGGGGGAGACGUGGACACGCCCCCGCCGGCGCCGCCGGCCGUCUGCGUCCUCCACCAGUGCCCGCCUCUUCAGCCCACCUCUGUGCACUGCCCUCUCCACGCCCCCCUGCCCUGGCCCUCACCCCGUGCCAAGCCCAGGUGGUCCUUCUUCCCCACAGCCGACUCCAGUGAGCCGACCAUCCUUUCGAAACUCCCCAAAACACAGCCUCGUACCUGAGCCCACACCUCCGGGGGACGUCCUCCCACCGGUCAGCUCCCCGCAGGCUCACAGGGGCUACGAACCUGCACCGGCCAUGGCCAAGUACGUCAGGAUCCUCUAUGAUUUCACGGCCCGGAAUGCCAACGAGCUGUCAGUGCUCAAGGACGAGGUCCUGGAGGUGCUGGAAGAUGGCCACCAGUGGUGGAAGCUUCGGAAUCGCAGCGGCCAGGCCGGCUACGUGCCCUGCAGCAUCCUGGACGAGACUCGGCUGGAGGACGUCCCCCCAGAGCAGGCCAGUCUGAAAUACUGGGGUCCUGCCAGCCCCGCCCACAAGCUGCCCCCAAGCUUCGCAGGGAACAAAGAAGAGCUGAUCCACCACAUGGACGAGGUCAACGACGAGCUCAUCAAGAAGAUUAGCAACAUCAAAACGCAGCCGCAGCGGCACUUCCGCGUGGAGCGCAGCCAGCCCGUGGGCCUGCCGCUCACCUACGAGUCCGACCCCCACGAGGUCCGCGCCUGGCUGGAAGCCAAGGCCUUCAGCCCGCGGAUCGUGGAGAACCUGGGCAUUCUGACCGGACCCCAGCUCUUCUCGCUCAACAAAGAGGAACUGAAGAAGGUGUGUGGGGAGGAGGGCAUCCGCGUGUACAGCCAGCUCACCGUGCAGAAGGCGGUCCUGGAGAAGCAGCAAGGUGGCUCGGAGCUGGAGGAACUCAUGAGCAGGUUUCAUUCCAAGAACCAGAGGAGAGUGGAGGAGGACAGCUAGAGCCGGCCGGCAGGGCCCACCCCAGCGCGUGGAGGGUUAUUUUUGGAUGUGUGUAUGUUUCGUAUCAUGGACGUGGAGUGGGGGGCGGCUGGGGGCGCCUCACCUGCCUCGUGGCACGUGGCCUGUCCUCAGGCUCCCCAGCGCCUCGGGCCCCCCCCCCCAGGCUGCCUGCCCCAAGGCCCUGUUCCGCCAAACUAGCCGCCUGGAGAUGCCAGCCCCUCACGCACCUGCCCCUGAAGCCAGAGCCGUGGCCUUUCCAGCCCCGCCCCGCCCCCUUCCCGGCUUUCAGACCCACCCCCUCCCUGAGGCCACAGGACCCCCACGAGGCAGGCAGCCGGGACUUACCCUUUGCCCCCCCCCCCCCCCCCCCCGUUCACAUGGGGGCUCCUCCUGGCGCUUGUGACCCUGGCCCCAACCUCGUGCCCCUGGCUGCUGCUUCUCACGUGCCUGUGGAUGGGCUGUGGGCCAGAAGGGCAGGAGGCUUCAGCCACCCUGGGCGCCGAGCGGGGCCUCGCCCCCAGGCAUGGCCCACAGCACCCACCCAGCGCAUCGCUCCCCAAAGGUGGCCGGGGGGGUGGCUCCAGGCUCCACUGGGGCAGGGUGCGUGCUCCACCCUUUCGGGGAGCGGGGAGCCAGGUUGGACUGGAUAUGCUCUCACCCAAGCAUGGCCUUCGACGCCCCCAUCCCAACGCCGCUCCCGCCCCCAAGGCAGAGGCCAAGAAAGGAACUUUCUCUGACCGGGUCUCAGGCCGGGCUCACCCUGCGUGCUGUGUGGGUGGUGGGUGAGUCUUGGAGCCCCGAACUCUGCAGAGAUGACAGGUGACCAAGGUUCAAAGGCCGUGUCAUUAAACCAGUUAAGUAUG